Messenger RNA from Oncorhynchus tshawytscha (Chinook salmon), 3661 nucleotides. RefSeq names its product F-box only protein 40-like. NCBI's taxonomy places the organism in Eukaryota, Metazoa, Chordata, Actinopteri, Salmoniformes, Salmonidae. Gene Ontology annotation, molecular function: zinc ion binding; ubiquitin protein ligase activity; protein binding. The record is from RefSeq and is a predicted model, not a curated record. Gene Ontology annotation, cellular component: cytoplasm. The transcript is spliced from 7 exons. The coding region runs from base 190 to 2382 and encodes 730 amino acids.
CGCAUGCAAGGAUGACCGACUGUCUGUAUGACUGACUGUCUGACUGAUGAGGUGACUGACUUGAAUAGUUAUUAUAAAAGCUAAUAGCUGGACCUCAGCCUCAGAGGAGAGAGAGACAAGAAGAAAGACUCUUCAGCAUUCAUACCCUGGAUAUUCACCAAUUAUUUGACACACUGAAGUUCUGUGAAUAUGGUUCGUCCUUCCCGCCCCAGCGGUCACCGCCACUGUGACAGCUGUUUCAGCCAGUGCUGCAAGGCCCCUGUGGAGAUCUCGGUGUCAUGUGUGCUCAUCCCCUGCCGCCUACAGUGUGGCGCCCUCUUUCACCUGUGCAAAGAGGAGGAGCAUGCACUACUCUGCCCCAAUGAGAGGGUGCCGUGCUUAAACGCGGGCUUCGGCUGUCCAAUCAGCAUGCCCCGUUCCUGGCUGGCGGCCCACCUGCAGGUCUGUCCAGCCAGCGUGGUGUGCUGCUCCAUGGAGUGGAACCGCUGGCCAGCCGAGGACGCCCAGUCACACACACAUUCGGCCCUGCAGGAUAACCUAGUGAAGGAAGAGGAGAAGGGGGGAGGACACAGUGAGGCGCUGGACCUGGCCAUGGCUCUGAGAGAUCAGCACCAUUUGUUCCACUCCCUGAAGAUGAAGAAUCUCUUCCCUGAGCUGAUUGAGAGGGUGGAAGUGGAGGAGAGGGAAGAGCAGAGGAGAAGGGAGGGGAGGAGGAGGGAGAAGGAAGAGAAGGAGAGGGAGGCCCUGGAGGCACAGGGAGUGGAUGGAGGAUGCUCUUUCCCUAACAGGGUUGGCUGUGUGUCUCCUGCUAAUCGAGGAUGGUAUGGACCCCUACCUGAGGAUAUUCAGGAGGCGGUUAGGGAGAGGGACAGAGAGAGGGGGGAGGAGAGAGAGCUGACCCAGGAGGAGAGGGAGGAGCUGGCCAGGGGAAGGGUGGUAGGAUCAGAGGGCCCGGUGGCCUACGUCUGGGAGCGCAUGUUUAACAUGGAGAGGGGAGGCUGCAUGAUAGCUGAGGCUAACCAAGAGGCAGGGGCAAGGGGCAGAGGUCAGGGUCAAGCAUCAGGAGUUAGAGGUCAAGAGAUGGAGUCACAUCAAUCACAGACCCUGACCACCACAGGGACACACGCACUUAAUGACACACACACACACACAGACAAACGCCCCAACCCCCAGUGUGUGGCCUGUCUGGCCGGCACUAAGAAGAAACAGAUGUAUUACUACAGCCAGCUGGAGCCCAUGAAAAUCAACACAGUGAGGACCUUUAAGAUUCCCACCAGCUUCACGGCCAAACACACACGCAUCAGGAACCCAGGACACCGGAAGAGGGUGGAUACGGCCGUGGACACCAGCGACCUGGGGGUGGAGCCACAGGACAUGCCUAUCUGGGAGGAGGUGCAGGCCAGUCUGCUGUGUUCUCUGGAGAAGGAGCAGAGGGGUCACCUGAUCGCUGAGUCACAGUCCAGCGACGCCCUCCUGAGCGACACAGGGACGCAGACCUACGCCUUCCUGUCAGCUCCGUUCGGUCGUGACACUUCAUUGGCCAGUCUGACGGAGGACCGCCCCCUCCAGCUCCACCUCCAGCUGCAGGCGAAGGGUGUGACAGCCCGACACAACAAGUCUAGCUCCGCCUUCACCUUUCUCUGUGGACAAACCUUCCAACGCAGAGAGUUCCCCAAACACUUCAGGAACGUGCACACCGACAUACAGAUGUGUGCUAGUGGCUGGUUUGAGCAGAGGUGUCCCCUAGCCUACCUGGGCUGCACUUACAGCCAGAGGAGGUUCCAGCCCUCCACACACACUGCCACCGUCACCUACAACAAAGAGAUUAGUAGCUUCAGCCUGAGACCCACGGUCCCUGCCUCUCUAAAUGAGGAACCCCAAUACUCCAAGUCCCAGCCUGCUCCAGAACCAGUCUCAAACCUCAGGAGGCGAAGGUCGAGGGGUGGAGGUGGAGGGGACCAGGACUCUCUGAGCACUCUGCCCUACGAGGUGCUGUACCACAUGGCCAGCUUUCUGGACAGCCUUUCCCUGUCCCAACUGGCCCUGGUGUCCCACCUCAUGAGGGAGGUGUGUUCCUCUCUGCUGCACGACAGGGGGAUGGUCUCCCUCCUCUGGGAGAAGAAGACCUAUAAGACUGGCAUGGCCAAGUGGAAGGCCAAGAAGGUGGUGUGGCAGUUCAGUACUCUGUUCUCUCCAGUAGAAGCAUGGUGUUUUGACAACAAUGUACCCUCCAUGUCAGACCACCUGAAGGUGUGCCCUUACUACGAGAUGGAGCCCAGGACCGAGCGUGUGCUCCUGCCUCACAUUGUCAACAACAAAAUGAACACAGACACACAAAGCAACAGCAAAAGUCUGGUCACCUUGUUCCAGAAGAAUAUUUGAAUAGUGUUUCAUAAGAUUUAAUAGUGGUUCAUAAGCUUUCAAUAGUAGUUCAUAAGGUUUGAAUAGUGGUUCAUUUGUGCUGCACUUACAAUCCUCUACCCUGAGUGCCAGUCUGUUUGUGUCAUCAUCCUUGUCACUCAUUGUCAUGCCAAACAUGUAUGGCUUGACAAUAACAGCAAUAGAGUUGGCAAGAGCUUAAACAUAUCUGGGACCAAGUUAGCGAUCUACUUAAAGAGCCACUGAACAUGCUGAUUGGCAUGUGUGUUUUUCUGUUGCUCAUUAGAAAAAUUUGAUUUCAGUCUUGGAAGUGCGUUUCCUGACCGAUUCUGCACUUUGUUAAGGAUGUUUGUCCCCCAUUACACACUGCGGAAGCCUAUUUCACUUCCUCAAAAUCCCCAGAAUAAAUCGAAGAUAACUCAAGAAAUCUGUAAUACAUUUUGACAUUUUUGCUAAGGAUGAUUUAGUUGCGCAAUUCUACAUCUAACUAAGAUGUUUGGUGCAGUAUUUCUCAAGUUAAAAAAAAUGUGCAACGUGUUGUCUUGUGUAAACAAAGUCUGAGCAGCUGGGCAGAUCUGUCUCAUAGUCUAUGCUAUUGUAUAGAGAGCAAUCACCGCAGCUGUUCACCCCAUGUUAGUGGGCAAAUUGACAUCUUCAAAUCAAAACCAAACCUUUAUUAAUUUACCCGUGGUGAAGCACAGAUGUUCCAAACCGUCAGACUGGGAGUGCAACUGGUCAACUGGAGUCAGGUGCAGGAGAGCAGAGAUGAGUGAACAGGCACACUUUAAUUGGCAGAAGCACAUCAGUUGGAUGCAACAGCGUCACAACACUCCAGCCAAAAGGCAAAAGCGAAUAGAGCACAAAUAAUGAACAACAAUACAAUAACACAGGUUCAAAACAAUACCCGGAAAAACCCAGCCUGCCACGUCACACAAUAAACGUAAUGAACAAUUACACACACAGACAUGGGGGGAACAGAGGAUAAUAUACACGUAGAGUGAUGGGGGAUGUAAACCAGAUGUGCGGAAAAACAAGACAAAACAAAUGGAAAAUGAAAGGUAGAGCGGCGAUGGCUAGAAGACCGGUGACGUCGACCGCCGAGCGCCGCCUGAACAAGGAAAGGAGCCGACUUCGGCGGGAGUCGUGACACAAACUCCGUUUUAGAGUACAGCACACAUUUUCUUGUAACCCUGGACAAAAACACUUUUCUACCCUGCUAGAACUGCCCCGGUCAACUGUAAUUGCUGUUUUUGUAUUUUACUUAAUUUAAUAUUUUUUUAAC